Molecule: messenger RNA, 516 nt
Organism: Lachancea dasiensis
Lineage: Eukaryota; Fungi; Ascomycota; Saccharomycetes; Saccharomycetales; Saccharomycetaceae
Source: the annotation of a GenBank genome assembly
AUGGCAACUGAACAAGAGAUGCUCACAACGAAACAUGGAUCUUAUAUCAUUCGGGAACCGCGUCCGGGUGAUAUGGGCAUGAUUGUACACCAGAACGGUGCACUAUAUGCUGCGGAAUACGGCUGGGACAUGCAGUUUGAAGCGCUGGUUGCCCAGAUUGUUGCUGAGUUCGUCAAAAAUCAAGUGCCUGCCAGAGAGAAGUGCUGGAUUGCUGAGAAGGACGGCAAGGUCGUGGGCUCUGUAUUUGUGGUCAGCGAAGACGACGAGACCGCCAAGCUCCGUGUUCUGUAUGUGGAUGAAAGCGCCAGGGGAUUGGGAAUUGGCAAUCGGCUGGUGAGCGAGGCUGUAGAAUUCGCUCGCAAAGCCGGAUACAAGCGCAUGGUCCUGUGGACGAAUAGCGUGCUGACCGGCGCGCGCCGGAUUUACGACAGGGCCGGCUUUUCGCUGAUUCAAGAAGAGCAUCACCAUAGCUUUGGGAAAGACCUUGUUGGUCAGGUGCUGGCGCGUGACCUGUGA